GGACCCAAAGGGUGACGGCACCGCUAGGAUGAAGCUCAUGAGAUUUUUGAUGAAACUGAGUCAUGAAACUGUAACCAUUGCAUUGAAGAACAGAACACAGGUCCAUGGAACAAUCACAGACAGUUUACCUCUGGAUACACUACUUGUGGAUGUUGAACCUAAGGUGAAAUCUAAGAAAAGGGAAGCUGUUGCAGGAAGAGGCAGAGGCAGAGGAAGAGGAAGAGGACGUGGCCGUGGCAGAGGAAGAAGGGGUCCUAGGCGAUAAUGUCUCUCAAGAUUACUGUUUCGAAGUCAUAUGGGAUUUGGGAUAUUUUUUGCACAGGUUGUGUUUGUUUAUGUCAGUUUUUAAUAAACAUAAAUGUGGGACAAAAAAAUG
Messenger RNA from Symphalangus syndactylus (siamang), 376 nucleotides. RefSeq names its product small nuclear ribonucleoprotein Sm D1-like. The record is from RefSeq and is a predicted model, not a curated record. NCBI's taxonomy places the organism in Eukaryota, Metazoa, Chordata, Mammalia, Primates, Hylobatidae.